Molecule: messenger RNA, 2135 nt
Organism: Cygnus atratus (black swan)
Lineage: Eukaryota; Metazoa; Chordata; Aves; Anseriformes; Anatidae
Gene: GP1BB
Product: glycoprotein Ib platelet subunit beta
Exons: 2
Coding region: 632-1225 (197 amino acids)
Source: RefSeq, a predicted model, not a curated record
UUUAUCUCUUUUGUAUUUCCAAGAGCCAAAGGCUCAAACCUGAGAAAAUAACGUGGAGGAAGCCCUUCUCAUCCACUUACAGUGGUGAAAGGCAAAGUCUUCACCCUGCAGAUAUUUUGCCUGUACAAGAAUAACAAGGAAACACUUGGGCAGUAUAUUUUGCUGUUAUCAUCCUCAGCAUACUUGAAUGCAUUGCACUGCUGGUCUACUUGUUACCUAGAGCACGUGGGCACAGAAUCAGAGUUAUCGGUGCUGUCAGCAUCUCUGCCAGCAAACGCAUUUUUGCAAGCAGUGCCAGCUCCCAUUUCUUGGAAGACUUGCUCAAUGAAGGCUCGGCUUCCGGUGACAUGCAGCGAACUUGCAGGAAGGCCUCAUAUGGGAGGUGUCCCUGGGAUGAGCCUGACCCUUAUCUUGUGAGCCAGCUGCAAGGGGAUUAUUCGGGGGUUCAGCUAUGCAGCUGCAAACACUCCUGCACUGACUGGACUGUCUUAAGACUUUUCUCUUGUGUUGUAAAGCCAGCAAGAAAGCAAGGAUUGAUCUGCCUUGAUCUUUGUAGUCCAAAAGUCUGUGGUGUCUACUUGCCUGAUCUCCACCUCACCCACUCUCAGUGGGGGAGUGUUUGCAGGUGAAGAUGAACAGAGGGAUUCUCUUCUUGCCCUUCCUUGGCUUCCUCCCACUUGUGAUACCUACAUGCCCUCUGCCAUGCAAAUGUGCCACCAACAUUAUUGACUGCACGUCAAAAAGCCUAACUGUAACAAAACUACCCGUUGCUUUCCGGCCAUCAGCUGAAAUUAUCAACCUUGCUUACAAUAGUCUCACCUCUAUUCCCAAUGGGCUCUUUGACAACCUAAAGAACCUCCAGACAGUCCACUUGCAGGGCAACCCUUGGGAAUGCAACUGUGACAUCCUCUAUUUGCGCUCCUGGCUCCAGUGGCAGCAGAACCGGACCUUUUACAGGGAUGUGAGAUGUGCUUCCCCAGCUCACCUUCAGGACCGGAUCAUCGCUUAUCUGACAGAAGACGAGAUCAUUUCCACGUGCCAGCACUGGUACUGCACCCUGGCUCUCCUCUCUCAGCUCUUUUUGUUCAUUCUCCUUUUAGUCCAGGCUAUCUUGGUCAUCUUCAUCAUUCUCUACCUGAGGAGAUUUCGGAGAAUGACUGCUGAAGCCCGGAGUACCACCCAAGAUCUACACCAGCAUGCAGAUACCUGGCCCCUACAACAGUGAUUGACAUCAGCAGAGUGAGCGUCCCUGUCCCCCUUGGAUGUUGCUAUGCCAAAGCCACGUGGGUUGUGAUACCCAGAGGGGACCGUUUUGUGCAGCAUCUGAUCCUGACUGCAGUCCAGAGCAGGACUUGGAACUGAUCAGGCACUUGCUGUGUUUCCAAAGAGCAGAUCUUUUGCUUCUUAAUGUUUUUUUUUUGUUUGUUUGUUUUUUUUUUAACUCUUCAGCAUGAUCUUCAUUGCUUUUCUGAACUGGAAGUAAAUCUGGUUUGGUAGACUAUGGAAACCAUAAAGUACAGCAACCAGAACUGACUCAAAUGGCUCACAAGCUUUUAGGGGCUGCAGCGCUUGGUCCCUCCUGUGCUAGUGUAUUUCAGCUGUGCUUUCCACGAUGCUUGUGGUUGCACUGGGUCAGGCCAGGACAGAGGUGGAUGGUGAACUGGAUACUGGACUAGGACAACAGAGAAAUACGCUUUCCUUGGUGCUACCACUGAAUGCUUUGGUAACUCUGGACAAGCGACUUAAGUCUUCUCCUGCCUCAGUUUUCCAUCAGUUAAACAGAAAGGAUGUUUUUUCUUGCCUUCUUCUUGCCUCAUGCGUAUGUUUUAUUCUUCUGUGGGAGAGAGGGGGAACGUUUAAUAGCCUACCCGUUUACCCCAUCUUCAUUCUUUUUAAUCUACUGCUAGUGUUAAUGCUGACUUCAGCUGCCCUGAGUCAGAGUGGGCCCCAGUGUUCCUGAGAAAUCCCCCCCAGGCCCGGAGCUGUGGCACCAGAGGCUCCUCGGGACCAUGUUGGCGCUGCCCCUGUCCCCACAGAGACAUGCUUGUUGGGGCCUCCAGCUGCAGAACCCAUUAACGUGCCCACUGCCGGUUAUUAUGCCUCAGAUAUUUUUUGUAACGAAGCAAAACUGAAAU